This is a messenger RNA of Diachasmimorpha longicaudata, 967 nucleotides long. RefSeq names its product cuticle protein 18.7-like. The coding region runs from base 74 to 958 and encodes 294 amino acids. The record is from RefSeq and is a predicted model, not a curated record. Lineage: Eukaryota; Metazoa; Arthropoda; Insecta; Hymenoptera; Braconidae. The transcript has 5 exons.
CAACCCACCAGUGCACCCAUUAAAUAAGAAAUUUUAUAUUUCGUUCAACGUUCAACCGACAAUAAAAAUCAUCAUGAGGACUUUUAUGAUUCUGCUGGCAACAGUCGCCACAUCCUUAGCUUCCCCUGGAUAUAUCUAUGGUGCUGCACCCGUUGGACACGAUGGCCGAGUAGUGGACACUCCCGAAGUGGCUCACGCUAAGGCCGAGCAUUUGGCAGCGCACGCCAAGGAGGCCUCCAAAUAUGCCUAUGGUUAUGCCUAUGCACCAGCCCUCUCAUACGUCGAACACCAGCAGUACGCCUACGCCCCCAUUGUCGCAUACCAUGGAUCCGCUGCUCCCCUUGGUCACGAUGGACGUGUGAUUGAGACCCCCGAAGUAGCCCACGCCAAGGCCGCCCAUCUCCAAGCUCAUGCCCAGGAAGCCGCUAAGGCAGGUCAUGGACACGCUUACGAUUCUAUUGUCUACCACUACUCUCCUGCCCACUCCUAUGGAUACCAAUCCGCUGCACCUCUUGGACACGAUGGACGUGUGAUUGAGACUCCAGAGGUAGCACAUGCCAAGGCCGCUCAUCUCCAAGCUCAUGCCCAGGAAGCCGCCAAAGCAGCUCAUGGACACGCUUAUGAUGCUGUUGUGUACCAGUACUCUCCUGUCCACUCAUAUGGAUACCAAUCCGCUGCACCUCUUGGACACGAUGGACGUGUGAUCGAGACUCCUGAGGUAGCACUCGCCAAGGCUGCCCACCUCCAAGCUCAUGCCCAGGAAGCCGCUAAGCACGGCUAUGGACACGCUCAUGAUGCUGUUGUUUACCAGUACUCUCCAGUAAACUCCUAUGGACACCCAGUGGCUGCACCUAUUGGACACGAUGGACGUGUGGUAGAUACCCCCGAAGUUGCUCAUGCCAAGGCAGAGCAUCUCGCUGCUCACCACGCCGCCGCCGCCUCUUCUCAUCACUGGUGAAUCCUGACU